AUCAGAAUCACGGCCGAAGCGGACUACCAGAGAUCAAUUUAAAAUUUGUAACAUUUAAAAUUUACAUUUCGCUAAUGUAAUCAAACUGGGGAAUUCUGUAUAGAAUCCUCCUAAUCCUAUGGAAUAAAGUCAAUCAUAUGUUUAGAUAACAAAUUGAAUUGCUAAUAGGGCAAGUCGACAAGUUUUUCUUUUUGAUGUUGUUCGAAUCCUUAUCGAAAACUGAAUAAUGGAAGAAAAAAAACAGAUAUGUGUACUGGGAGCUGGAAUCGUAGGGAUGACCACUGCUUUUAUGAUGAAAGAGAAGCAUACCAAAUGGGAUGUCACGAUCAUAGCAGAUAAAUUUGAACAAGACACUUUAAGUGACAUUGCUGCAGGCAUAUUCAGACCAUCAACAAGUUUUAAAGGACCCACAUCAGAAAUAACAAAGCAAUGGCUUGUGGAUGCCUACCAUCAUUAUAAAAGAAUACAAAUCACCAAAGAAACUGCUGAAGCUGGUGUACAAGAAGUGUCUGGUUAUGUACUCUCUUCAAAGUUCCCUGAAGUAACAAAGAAUCAAUUUUUGGAAGACCUUCUACCUGUGUACCGUCGUGCCAAUGAGCUUGAACUUAAAAUCUGUCCAGGAGACUGGAAAUAUGGAGCAUUCUUUACCACCCUUGUGAUUGAAAGUCGUUAUCAUUUGCCUUGGCUUAGAAAUAAGUUUGAGAGGCUUGGUGGAAAAAUCGUUAAAAAAACCAUCAAUAGUUUCCAGGAUGUCGAAGACUAUGACCUAGUAAUAAAUUGCACUGGAUUCGGAGCUAAAAAAUUAUGUGUAGACCACGAUCUGGUACCGAUACGAGGACAGGUUUUCAAAGUAAAAGCUCCAUGGGUGAAGAUGUUUUUCUACGGAGACUAUGAUACAUACAUAAUUCCUGGUAUUGAGUACGUUACAUUGGGAGGUUGCCGUCAAUUCGAUAGCUUUAAGGAAGAAGUUGACAAGUACGAUUCUGCCUCUAUAUGGGAACGCUGUACAGAGCUUUUACCCAAUCUAAAGAGCGCUGAAGUUAUAAGAGAGGUUGCAGGACUUAGGCCACAUAGGACACCAGUACGAGUUGAAAAAGACGUAUUUAUCACCUCUAGUGGGAAGCGUCUUGAUAUCGUUCAUCACUAUGGACAUGGCGGAUAUGGAGUUACAACGGCACCUGGCACGGCUAAAUACGCUGUUCAAUUGGCGGAAGAAGUUCUGAGUGGCAUUAGAUCCAAUAUCCAUUCCAAGCUUUAAAGAACUGCAUAGUAAAUCUUAACUUUAAGGUGCUAUGAAUCUUUUAUUGUUCAAUUGUUAGAAUUGUCUAAUAUUCAAUGGUUAGAUGUGUUUAAUAUACAGUGGGUACCGAAAGUAUCCGUACGGCUGA
Molecule: messenger RNA, 1388 nt
Organism: Daphnia pulicaria
Lineage: Eukaryota; Metazoa; Arthropoda; Branchiopoda; Diplostraca; Daphniidae
Gene: Daao1
Product: D-aspartate oxidase-like
Exons: 7
Coding region: 227-1258 (343 amino acids)
Molecular function (GO): FAD binding; D-amino-acid oxidase activity
Source: RefSeq, a predicted model, not a curated record